ACCCGGAAGUGACCUUUCCUCCCGGAAGUCCGGCUCUCCCUGUCAGCAGGGACUGGGGUGAUGGCUUCCGAGCCCCGCCGAGCGCAGCUCCAGUUUCUCCGACCUGGCCGUUGAGCUGGAGCAACCGUUGCCCGUCUGCCUGUCUUAGGCCCAGGGAAGAAACCGUAGCCCAGAAUGGCGGAGCUGGUGGCCGGAGAAGGGCCGCCGCGGGGCCGCACGCCCAGCCCGCUCCCGGGUCCAGCCGCGGCGCCCGCUUGCCCGCCGCGCAGUCCGGAGCCGCCGGCGCCUGAGAGAGCCGGGUCGGGGGGCGGCGGGAGCAGCAGCGGCGGCGGGGGCUCCAAGUGGGUCCGACUCAACGUGGGCGGCACCUACUUCGUGAGCACCCGCCAGACACUCUGCCGAGAGCCCAAGUCCUUCCUCUGCCGCCUCUGCUGCCAGGAGGGGCCCGAACUGGGCUCCGACAAGGAUGAAACGGGGGCAUAUCUCAUUGAUAGGGAUCCCACAUAUUUUGGUCCAAUCCUGAACUACCUCCGGCAUGGAAAACUCAUAAUAAACAAGGAAUUGGCAGAAGAAGGUGUGCUGGAAGAAGCUGAGUUUUACAACAUUGCAUCUCUAGUGCGGUUGGUGAAGGAGCGAAUACGGGACAAUGAAAGCAGAACUUCUCAAGGACCUGUCAAGCAUGUUUACAGAGUCCUGCAGUGCCAAGAGGAAGAGCUCACCCAGAUGGUGUCCACUAUGUCUGAUGGGUGGAAAUUUGAACAGCUAAUCAGUAUUGGAUCUUCUUAUAACUAUGGAAAUGAAGACCAAGCAGAAUUUCUAUGUGUUGUGUCCAGAGAGCUCAAUAACUCUACCAAUGGCAUAGUGAUAGAGCCUAGUGAGAAAGCAAAGAUUCUUCAGGAACGAGGAUCACGGAUGUAAUCUAAGCUCUAUACUUUAAAACUCCCAGAUGUCAAAAGGGCAAUCUAGCUGGGCAGAGCAUUUCUCCUGCAGUCCAACCUUGCUUUUGUACAGUAAUCAAACUAACACAAAGCAAAGCUGAGCCUGUCCUGCCAGUAGAAAAUUAAUCCUGGUGAAAACCAAAGGCUCAUCCCACUCCAGUUUCAGAAGAUGAAGAAAGAAGAGAAUCUUCCAGCCAGAUAGCCCCCCUUUACUCCACUAACCCUGUUUCUUUUUAUUUCUGUCUUGGCACUGAUGUGAUUUAUUUUAUUUUUAUUUUUAUUUAAUUGUGUUUUUGGCUCUCUUUAGAGAGGGCUAAAAGUGAGGGCUGCCCAGAUUCCUGGGCUCUUUUAAAAUAUCCCAGGCAUCAAUGGUCUGGACUAAUGACUGAGGAGUUUGGUUUAAUGGUGUCAUUUUUAAAGAAAUUCAUAACACUUACGCUUUCCCAGAUCUGAUGAAAAUACAUUUGAAAGUAAAUGUCUAAACCAAGAACAUUCCUGCCCCCCCCCCAAAAAAACUUUUUAUUUUUGUUUUGGAUUUGUUACUGACUCAGAUACCUGUUAGAUGAGCAAUUUUUAAUUUGGGAGUGGGUGGGGUUAUGUUUACCAUGGGGCCUUGGCUGAAGGGUUUUUCUUCAGAUAACACUAAAAUAUAAGCUCUGAGCAUUUCUCGCAGUGUGGUUUGGUCAUCACCAUUCACACAUCUUUAAAAAUAUGCUAUUUCUGCAAAUUUCAAAUCCAUUUCUACUAUCUCUUAUUCUCCUAAAUGUCAGAGGAGCGUGGCAAUGGGGCUUAUGUCCCAUUUUUUCCUGCCAGAGCCUGGAGUAUAGGUUGCUCUUUGAUCUGGAGGAUUUGUCCCUGCCAAGUUCAGCUUUGCCUUGUCUUGUAUUCAGCAGCAUGAAAAGACCCCCUUGUUCGUCCUGCAUUAAAAGCAGGUUUUCUUUGUACUCUUAGUUACUUUGGUAGGCUUUAACAACUCUUUAUCCAAUACAUUCAGGGACGGAGGGUCCCUUAUUUACACAUGGUGAUUCUGCACUUUCAAUCCUCCACCUCCUUUUAUUGUGUUAUCUUACCCAAAAUAACUAAGUGGUAUUGCGGGGGGUGGGGUGGGGCGGUGGUGAAAGUUGCCAAACUGUUGUGAUUUUUUUUUCUUGUCCAAAGUGGUGUGCGAACUUCUGUAAUGUUUUUUUUUUCCUUUGGAAUGCCUUGAAUGGACGUGAAAAUGUCGUGCCUCUCUUCUGAUCUUAGCCAAAUGGGACUCACUGAUCUUGUUGGUGAACUUGUGCCAUCCCUAAUCAGUGAAAUGUCCCCUCCUAGUUGUUGGUAAAUGGGAAUCCCUUAAGCAUUUGCUGCAUGGUACCUCCCCUCCGUAUCCUGGCUUUGUUCCUUGUGAGUCAUCUUGACUUCUGGGCCUUUGAGAUAAGCCCCAAAACAUAACGAACCAAAGUUUCAGAAAAAAAUGAAAUGCUUUGGUGUCCCUCGGCAAUAAUCAAAGCUCUCAGCUUACAAUCCGAAGACUCCUUAUAUACAAAUUGAUGUGUUUGGAAUUUUCCACCAAGGAAUUGCAUUCACAGUGUCUUCUUUAUGUUUUAUAGUGUGAGUUGAUGAGGCUUCUCGUUCUAUUUCUUCCUUAAAAGUGAAAAGGGUGGGGUCAAAGGACAGUGCGUGAAGUUUUGAUGGGGACAUUAAAGGCCUCAUCGUGGAUAAACUGCAUGGAGUUUAAAUCAAGUUUGGCACUUAAUUCUCCCCUGCCCCACAUCCUCCAUCGUUCUUCAGUUUGUAUGUGCAUAUAUCACUGAGCUUCCCGCAACGCACCUCCAGAGAAGUUUUGGUAGGUUAAGGGUUUGAAUAACAUGUCCUAGUUCAGUCUCUAUUACAACAAGACUGUACCAAAGGUCUUGAGGUCAGUCCGUGGCUGCCGAGACUCAACUGGCUCCAUAUUUUGUUGAAUUAAACCAACAUUCCAGCCGUGCCCUGCCCUUCCUGUUUAUAAUGUGUUGGUAUUGGCAUGAUUAGACUGUACGUCUUGGCUGGAUCUAACUUAACACUGUGAUGUGUACAUAAACCCCUAUCUUGUACCUUCAGCUGUUGUCAGUGUAUGUCCACAACUGAGAAAUAAUCAGGUGUGUAUGUGCUGCAAGGAAGUAUAAGAACUGCAGAUAUAUAUAGAUAUAUAUAUAUAUAGCAUUCACAUAUACCCUCAUAAUCUCUCGUUCUCAGGGAGGAGGCGAGAGUGGGCAGUGGUGCUAUAAACUAGUUGAAAGAAAAACAGGCUGACAAUGCCAAGAGUAGCUGCCAUUUCCAACAUGGCCUAACCCAACUCAUUCCCCACCUUGCUGGGCACGUAGCAGUGUUAGGUUUGCUUGGAAGGAGACCUUACUGUGUAGCUUUAGUUAAUCAAAAUGAAUACCUCAUUGCUUUAUUUUAUAUUCACCAAAAAACACCAUGCAUGGGGAAGCCCCAUUAGAGGAGUGCCUGAUGUCAGGAUAACAGACUGGAUAAAUAGACUCAUUCUGUUGCCCCAUAUUGUGCCAUUGGGAAUGGCUCCAUUGGAAUCUGGAGGAAAACCAGAUUGUGAGAUGAGCCGUAACUGGCUUGAUGCAAUGCAUUACAGCGGGAUUGCAGUUAAACUUCUCCGAGAAGCAGUGUUUCUGCCUAAUAAAUGGGGUAGUCCUAUCCUAUAUACUCCACUUGCUGCUGACAACAACUAGUGAGAGUUUUUCAGCGGGUUAAGUUCUUCACUGGAACACAAUUGCCUUCUCCCUACCUUUCCUUGUUAAGUAUUCUCAACUAGAGUAAUCAAAUUUGUUGGGACCCUUCCCUGGGGUGGUGAGCUGUUUAGCUGGAGAUAGAAACAGUAUUAGGGACUGGAAAAGCUAUUGGCUUUCCUAGUAUAAGGGCUUGAAAUCCAGCUACGGCAAGGCACCAUUCUAGCUCAUCCAUUUGUGAUAUUCUUCCCCCACAAUGACAGGUCACCUCCAGGCCCUGUUGGUCUCAAGAACUGGCUUCCAUGUUCUGCACCACUUUUAUCUCUGCCUUUCUUAGCAACAGGGCUUUCCCUUCCGUUUGCCUUUCUCUCUGUCCAAACAUUAUCUCCUAAACUAAAAGCUGGAAAAGAAGCAAGAACCCUGUUUCCCCUGCAGAAGGCAGUAAAUGAAAAGAGAGGAGCAAAUGAUAGGAUGGGUAUUUUAUCUGGGUGAUUUGCAUCUCUUGAGGAGGUUUUCUUUAAAACAUUAGCUAGCCCCUGGGGGCCAGUAGCAGGUCCAGUUUCCCAGUGGCCAAUUGUUCCGUUACAGCAAGGUUGGAGUUAACCUCUUAAAAGUGUCUUUGUUUCUGCACAUUUUUAAUCAAUUUUUCUCAGGGGUGACUGAGUGGUCCGAGGGGAGGGGGGGUUUUCCACAAGGGGGUGGGGGUUGGCUCCUCGGACCUCCGCAGCUGGGCCGUGGGCUCCUCACCCUCAGGUUUUGCCUGCAAACCUUGAGGUUUUGUACAGUUCGUCACAUGUCAGUGCCCUUUGCUACUGUUUCUCUUUGUUUAUUAAAUGUGUUUGAAUAAUAAUGGGGAUGCUGUGAUUUUUUUUUCAAUAAAGAUUCUGACAUGA
This is a messenger RNA of Zootoca vivipara (common lizard), 4536 nucleotides long. RefSeq names its product potassium channel tetramerization domain containing 2 (gene KCTD2). Gene Ontology annotation, biological process: proteasome-mediated ubiquitin-dependent protein catabolic process; protein homooligomerization. NCBI's taxonomy places the organism in Eukaryota, Metazoa, Chordata, Lepidosauria, Squamata, Lacertidae. The record is from RefSeq and is a predicted model, not a curated record. Gene Ontology annotation, molecular function: cullin family protein binding. Gene Ontology annotation, cellular component: cytoplasm; Cul3-RING ubiquitin ligase complex.